AUGGCGUCGCCGUCUAGACAUGAUUAUCAGUUUGGAGGACCGUUAGGUGCACUUGCCCUCAGCACUCUGCUUCCACUUCUCCUUUAUCUGUCAUUCCUCACCUGCAACGACAAAUCGGGAUGCCCAGCUCCAGCUCUCUUGGACCUGCAUACACUUUCUUGGCAGAAAUUGCGAGCCCAAAUACCGUGGCAUGAGGACGGUAUCAAGGGCCUUGCUAACUGGAAGGUCACCUGCUGGGUGGCUGCUUAUUAUCUAUUCAGUUUGCUUCUUUAUCGAAUUCUUCCAGCCCAAAAAGUGCACGGCACAAAGCUGCGUGGGUUCGAAAGGCCCCUUGAGUACCGAUUUAACGCAUUCAGUGCAACUGUUGUGCAGCUGUUCAUUGUGAUCAUCGGCACGUGGCUUCACGGUGCAAAUUUUACUGUUUGGACAUUCAUCGAUAAUAACUAUGUGCAAAUCUUGACAGCUAACCUGAUCCUCGCCUAUGCGAUCGCUUCAUUCGUUUAUAUACGCAGUUUUGGUGUGAAACCCGGCAACAGUAAGAUGCGACAGCUUGCUCAAGGAGGUUGCACUGGUAACAUGAUAUACGAUUGGUUUAUUGGACGCGAACUCAAUCCCCGCCUCACAGUUCCUUUCAUUGGCGAAGUUGAUAUCAAGGCUGCCCUGAUGAUGCGACCUGGUUUGACUGGUUGGCUCUUGCUUGACCUUGCUUUCUUGGCAAAGCAAUACCGCCUGUACGGCUAUGUCUCUGAUAGUAUUGUUUUCACUACUAUCAUACAAAGCUAUUACGUGCUUGAAGGACAAUACGCGGAGGCCGGUAUCGUCAGUAUGAUGGAUAUCACAACCGACGGCCUUGGUUUUAUGCUUACCUUCGGUGAUAUUGUCUGGGUUCCGUUUUUGUAUUCGACUCAGUGCCGUUACCUAUCUGUCUAUCCGGUUCAUCUAGGAUGGCUACGCCUGGCCACCGUAAGUAUUGUGUUUGCUCUCGGGUUGUAUAUUUUCCGUGCAUCCAAUGCUCAAAAAAUCGCCUUCCGCACCAAUCCAGAUCACCCUCGCUUCGUGGGCCUGCCUUAUAUACAGACCAAGAAAGGUACGCGAUUGCUCGUGGGUGGAUGGUGGGGCAUGGCUCGUCAUAUCAAUUACUUUGGGGACUGGUUGCAGGCAAUUCCAUUCAGUCUGCCAACGGGCCUGGCCGGGUAUGUUAUUCUCACGGCUAACAGUGUCGUUCCAAAUACUACAAAUGCGACGCACAUGACGGAUGGCCGAGUUGUAGUUCAGGGUGAUGCUAGAGGUUGGGGCACUAUAUACACUUAUCUAUACGUUGUAUACUUUGCCGUUUUACUCAUCCACCGAGAGAGGCGGGAUAGCGCUGCAUGUGCUGAGAAGUAUGGCGAAGACUGGGAUGAGUAUAAGAGGACUGUUCCGUGGAGAAUCCUACCCGGUGUCUAUUAA
Molecule: messenger RNA, 1449 nt
Organism: Talaromyces proteolyticus
Lineage: Eukaryota; Fungi; Ascomycota; Eurotiomycetes; Eurotiales; Trichocomaceae
Product: putative C-14 sterol reductase
Exons: 3
Coding region: 1-1449 (482 amino acids)
Biological process (GO): ergosterol biosynthetic process
Cellular component (GO): endoplasmic reticulum membrane
Molecular function (GO): Delta14-sterol reductase activity
Source: RefSeq, a predicted model, not a curated record